Messenger RNA from Mercurialis annua (annual mercury), 1681 nucleotides. RefSeq names its product sulfite exporter TauE/SafE family protein 2-like. Gene Ontology annotation, biological process: protein ubiquitination. The coding region runs from base 50 to 1366 and encodes 438 amino acids. The record is from RefSeq and is a predicted model, not a curated record. NCBI's taxonomy places the organism in Eukaryota, Viridiplantae, Streptophyta, Magnoliopsida, Malpighiales, Euphorbiaceae. The transcript has 3 exons. Gene Ontology annotation, cellular component: Cul4A-RING E3 ubiquitin ligase complex; membrane.
UAUUCCAUUUUCGACACACUACACCACCAUCACCAAAACCUUCAACCAAAUGGCAGCUCUAAAUUUCAUAAAAAUAUCUCUCAUCCUCACCAUUUUAAUCUCAUUUCAUCACUCCAAUGCAAAACAAACCCUACCUUUUUCAUCAAGCAACCUCAAAAACUAUCUAACUCAAUCCCAAGAGCCACUACUCAAACUAACCUCCCCCAUGUUUCUCGCCGGAGUUCUCUGCUUUGCCGCCGCAUCCAUAUCCAGCGCCGGCGGUGGCGGUUUAUUCAUUCCGAUAUUAACUAUAUUAGCCGGUCUAGACUUAAAAACAGCUUCAAGUUUUUCUGCUUUUAUGGUCACCGGUGGAUCUUUAGCUAAUGUGAUGUGCCAUUCAUUUAGUUAUAAAUUUGGUGGGAAAGGCUUGAUUGAUUACGAUAUUGCCCUUUUAUCAGAGCCUUGUAUGUUGUUAGGAGUUAGUAUUGGGGUGAUUUGUAAUUUAGUUUUUCCUGAGUGGCUUAUUACAAUUUUGUUUGUGGUGUUCUUGGUUUGGUCUACUUUUAAGACUUGUAAGAAUGGGGUUGUGCAUUGGAAUUUAGAGUCUGAGGUGAAGAGAAUUGGUUAUGAAAAUGUUGAAUUUGGUAAGGGAAUUAGUGAGGAGAUUAAGGUUAUAAAUGAGCCACUUUUGAAGAGGGAAUUGGAGAAUAAAUUGAGUUUUAGUUGGGAGAAAUUGGUGAUUUUGGUUUUGAUUUGGCUUUCUUUUUCUUUUGUGUAUCUUCUUAGAGGCAAUCGUUAUGGAGAGGGCAUUGUAGCAUUAAAGCCAUGUGGAGUAGGCUAUUGGGUGGUCUCAUCACUUCAAAUUCCUCUUGCAAUAAUCUUCACAGCAUGGAUCCUAUUCAAGAAAAGCAACUACCAGAAUCAAACUGCAAAUCUGCAGGGCAUGGAUGAGUCUGCACAAAGCAAGCUCAUGUUCCCAAUGAUGGCACUUUUAGCAGGAAUGUUAGGUGGGGUUUUUGGGAUUGGAGGUGGCAUGCUUAUCAGCCCACUUCUUCUUCAUGUAGGAAUACACCCUGAGGUAACUGCAGCAACAUGUUCUUUCAUGGUUCUGUUUUCAUCAACCAUGUCAGCAUUUCAGUAUUUACUAGCAGGAAUGGAGCACAUAGACACAGCUCUUAUUUUUGCAGUCAUAUGUUUUGUUGCAUCACUUGUUGGAUUACUGGUAGUGCAGAAAAGUAUACAAAAAAAUGGCAGGGCAUCUAUAAUUGUGUUCUCUGUUAGUGUUGUGAUGGGUUUAAGCACAAUUCUAAUUACUAGCUUUGGAGCUAUUGAUGUUUGGAGAGAUUUUGAAUCUGGGACUAAUAUGAGCUUUAAACUCCCAUGUUGAACCAAAAACGAGACGGUAUCGGUUAAAGAAUGAAGCAUAACAGCAAGUUUCCGACUUCGCUCUGAGUUCCUCAGUCGGACGAUUGGUUAAAAGAAGAUUAUCAAAAUGCCUAGGAGAUUCGUUAUUCAAAGAAUUGUAUGUGUGACCUUUUUGUAUUUGAGCGUGUCAGAGGUUAUACCUCGAUUUUGGUAAUUUUGGAUGAUAAUCAAGCAACUGUGACGAUUUUAAAAGAAUCUAAAAAUGCUAUUAGGUUCUUAAAGACAGUUUUUGUAAUUGAUAUUGAAAUAAUGGAAUUUGCAUCUAAAAAUUAUGAAA